Molecule: messenger RNA, 1433 nt
Organism: Eutrema salsugineum
Lineage: Eukaryota; Viridiplantae; Streptophyta; Magnoliopsida; Brassicales; Brassicaceae
Exons: 5
Coding region: 71-1201 (376 amino acids)
Source: RefSeq, a predicted model, not a curated record
UUCAGUUCAGAUGCACAAAUUUUAGAGAAAAUGUUAUAAAGUAAACGAAACUUUCUUUUUUCGAAAAUUAAUGAUAACGAAAUUAACACCUUCAUUUCGAUCGCUUCGCUUGUUCAACUCUCUCUCUUCAAUCUGCUUCUGCGAAACCCUAGAGUUUGUAGGGAAGAAGAAUACGUGGUACUCUUCAAUGGCGGAAGUAGAGAACAAUGAAGCCGUGACGGUCUCGGAAGACGAGGUCUAUGGGUUUAAACGGAAGGAGAUGUACAGUGGUACCCUCGCUGGUUCCGUUGGUUCGUACGGUCGCCAUGUUUUCCUUUGCUACCAGAGUCACGAGACCUGGAUUCCUCGUGUCGAAGCUCAAGGUCUUCCGCAGCGUUUCGCUGAGUCGUUCAGGGAUCGCAAAGCUGAUUUCGCUGUUGAGACGAGGCUUACGGUGUGCGGUGGUGGAGAUGAUUUGGAUGGAGAUGUGCUGAUUUUCCCGGAUAUGAUCAGAUACAAGGCGCUUAAGGACACAGAUGUAGAUGCUUUUGUGGAAGAUGUGCUUGUGAAAGGAAAACCAUGGACCUCUGGGAUCCAGGAAGAGUUAUCAGGUUCCUUUGUAUUUGUGUGUGCUCAUGGUAGCCGGGACAAGAGAUGUGGUGUUUGUGGACCAGCUCUGAUGGAGAAGUUCGAGGAGGAGAUAAAGUCGCGUGGACUUUCAAAUCAAAUUUUCGUUAAGCCAUGUUCUCAUAUUGGUGGCCACAAGUAUGCUGGAAAUCUGAUUAUCUUCAGCCCUGAUUCAGCUGGAAAUAUUUCUGGCCACUGGUAUGGCUAUGUGACUCCUGAUGACGUGCCUGCGAUGCUUGAUCAGCAUAUUGCAAAAGGAGAAAUCAUACAAAACCUUUCCAGGGGGCCGAUGAGACUAAGAACCGAUGGUGAGGAAGCUAAGAAAGAGGAAGAGCAUAAAAUUCCAAACGGAAACAGCGUAGUGGAACGCGAACCUGAGGAGAAGAAGGGAUUCACAGGAGGUUGCUGCCAAGGUGCAAACGGUGUUUCAUGUUGCCAGGAGCAAACUCCAGAGCCAGUCAAGAAAGAAGGAUCCGUGAAGCUAAACUGGUUCAGAUCGAUGAUUGAGAAAGAAGAGCUUCUCUUGGGAGCUGCUGCGGUUGGGGCUGUCGCAACCAUAGCCGUGGCUUAUAGCAUUUACAGGAGGUCAGGUUGAGAAAUCGCCCCCCUCUUUAUAUCUCUCAAGAAGAAUUUACACAAGAAAGUAUAAAACUUUAUUUUUGGUAGCUUAUAUUAUAGCAGUAAAAGAAACGAAAAAAUAUGGAGGUAAUGAUAUAUUGGAACCACGCAACCAUCAUUUGGUAUGCUGGGUAAUAUCGGUUUGGUAAUGCAGGAAUGUGAUAUAUUCUCUGCCUUUGAAUAAAUAUAUAAAGCCUUUUCCUCGGAAU